Messenger RNA from Tupaia belangeri chinensis (Chinese tree shrew), 1178 nucleotides. RefSeq names its product exosome component 5 (gene EXOSC5). NCBI's taxonomy places the organism in Eukaryota, Metazoa, Chordata, Mammalia, Scandentia, Tupaiidae. Gene Ontology annotation, molecular function: RNA binding. Gene Ontology annotation, cellular component: nucleolus; nuclear exosome (RNase complex); cytoplasmic exosome (RNase complex). Gene Ontology annotation, biological process: poly(A)-dependent snoRNA 3'-end processing; U4 snRNA 3'-end processing; nuclear mRNA surveillance. The coding region runs from base 112 to 819 and encodes 235 amino acids. The record is from RefSeq and is a predicted model, not a curated record. The transcript has 6 exons.
AGACGGUCCGCGCGGUUCCCGGCUGGGCGCGUGCGCACUGGAUACACCAUCUGCGCGCAAGCGCGCGCUGCGGGGCGGAAACAAGUCCCGCAACACGUGGGGUCUGAGGCGAUGGAGUGGGCAACGCAGACUGACACCAAGGUCCGCACAGAGACUGGGACGGAGUCUGGCCCUCGCGGGCCAGGGUGCAGCCUCCGGCACUUUGCUUGCGAACAGAACCUACUCUCCCGGCCGGAUGGUUCUGCCUCUUUCCUGCAAGGUGACACCUCCGUUCUGGCGGGUGUUUACGGGCCAGCCGAAGUGAAGGUCAGCAAGGAGAUCUUCAACAAGGCGACACUUGAAGUGAUCCUGAGGCCGAAGAUCGGGCUACCUGGUGUGGCAGAGAAGACCCGGGAGCGACUUAUCAGGAACACAUGUGAGGCCGUGGUGCUGGGGGCAUUGCACCCCCGCACCUCCAUCACCGUGGUACUGCAGGUUGUCAGCGAUGCUGGUUCUCUCUUGGCCUGUUGCCUGAAUGCCACCUGCAUGGCCCUGGUGGAUGCAGGUGUGCCCAUGCAAGCGCUCUUCUGUGGGGUCACCUGCACCCUGGACUCUGAUGGGGCCCUUGUGCUGGACCCCACAGCCAAGCAAGAAAAGGAGGCCCGAGCAGUCCUGACCUUUGCACUGGACAGCGUGGAGCGGAAGCUGCUGAUGUCAACCACCAAGGGACUCUACUCCAACGCUGAGUUCCAUCAGUGCCUGGCUGCGGCCCAGGCUGCUUCACAGCACGUCUUCCGCUUCUACCGGGAAUCACUGCAGAGGCGUUACUCCAAGAGCUGAGGCCGGCUGGGGCAGGGUGGCCCUCCCACCGCCACCACCUAAAGCAAACCGCAAACCAGCCUUGCUGCUGCCCCUGUGUGCCUGCGUGAGCCUGGGCUCGGGAGCUAUAGGAACCUCUGCAGAGGACAGAGCUGCAGCCCCUGGGCCCAAGGCAUAGACCCUCUCCCCAUGAGGAUAACAUCAAAAGGCACUCGCGUUUAUAGAGUGAGUGAGUCCCUGUUCGAUCACUCUAACAGAAGUCUGUGGAGCCCCUUCCCGCAGGUUCUGCCAGAUGCCGAGACACUGGCGUGAGUCAGAGCCCCCCAUGCCCUGUUUGGGGAGCAGUGGGGUGAUGACAAAUAAAAUGUGUUUGUCAGGUG